This is a messenger RNA of Limanda limanda (common dab), 3311 nucleotides long. It is a transcript of the gene rtn4a, whose product is annotated as reticulon 4a. The transcript is spliced from 9 exons. Lineage: Eukaryota; Metazoa; Chordata; Actinopteri; Pleuronectiformes; Pleuronectidae. The record is from RefSeq and is a predicted model, not a curated record. Gene Ontology annotation, cellular component: neuron projection; postsynaptic density. The coding region runs from base 247 to 3261 and encodes 1004 amino acids. Gene Ontology annotation, biological process: endoplasmic reticulum tubular network formation; neuron differentiation; brain development.
CAGGUGAUUGGUCGGCGGAGUUCCUCCACUUCUUAACUUCUGGCUGGUUCUCGAGGACUCGGGUCCGACUCUCGUGCAGCUGUGGUCCGGUGCGAAGAAGUGAAUCUCACCUGAAGGAGUUCCCGGCAACGUGUCACAGAUCUUCCCGGUUGGAAGUUUGUUACAGGCGGCAGCUGAACCCCCCACGCACCGGGUCUGAAACUUUUUCCACCUCAGGAGACACUUUGUGAAGAGAAGUACAAAAAAAUGGCAGACACCGAGGAUCAGCAGGUCUCGUCUUCCACGGCUCUGUUCAGCGAGGCCAUGCACCACUACCAGGCCGAGCCGGACACCAAGCCCCCGCAGGACCUCUUCAGCCUGGACGACAUCGUGGACCUGGUCGGCGGAGCUCAGGACGCCCUGGACCGACACAUUGCCGAGGACAGUGCUACACACGAGGCCACAGAAACGAAGCUGCUGGAGCCAGAACCGGAGCCGGAGUUCGAGGACUCCGAGCCCGAGGUGGAGGAACCCGAGGAGCCCGAGGUGCUGGAGCCCUUCCCAGACUCCACCAGCGCCUGUUAUGCAUCAGAGACUAUUUUUAAGUCAGAGGAGCCCAUCAUCUUUGUCCCCGAAGCCGAACCCGAGAGCUCAAGGAUCACACCGGAGCCACAGGCUGCACCCGAGCCCGAACCUGCCCCGAAGAGCGACGCCCUCCCCGCGGUGGAAGCAGCCCCAUCCCCCGCAGAGCCAGCACAGCGACCUGCGGUGACGGAGGAAGAACCACCGGCUCCUGCAUCUUAUGUACCUUCUCCUUCUAAAGCUCAGCCUCAUCCUCUGAUGCAAUACCCUAAAGCACUUGGGCAGAAGGGUGAUUCCCCUGCUCCCAUCUCUCCUCUCUCCCCUCUUCACUCCCCCGACUCUCUGGAGGAGCUCUCUCUGACCGAGAGUCCCAACCAGCCCCCUACUUCAGGAUUCGCUGCAUCCUUUGGCUCCUUCUCCACUCAAGCCCCCACUAUUCAUUCCAAGGACAUGCCUUGGGAGCGUGAAGAGGGUGACUCUGGACCAGGCCGUAGUAAGAAUAAGGAAGACCUUCUAGAUCCAUUAGCUGGUCCUUACCUGAGUUUAGGGAAAGACCCAGGGCCUCAUAAUCCGUGUGAAGACAGUGGAGUUUCCUUUUCACCUGAGGAGAAGCUGAUUAGCUCAGACAUGUCCUCUACUGGCCCCUCCCCAGUGAACCCCCAAAUGAUGGUCCCAGAAUCUUACCUUGCCUCCUCUAACCCAACAGAGCACUGGGAUUCACCAUUCUUAGCAUCUCAAGACAACUCCAAGGUCUCCAUGGAUAGCUUCUCCAAGGAUACGGCUCCCCUUAGCUCCUCCAAGUAUGAGCCCGACCUGCACGGCAACCAGUCUGAUGAAGAUGAUGACUUGAUGUACGAGGUGAAGAAGAAUAUCAACCCAUUUGAAGGCUAUUCUCCACUGGCGGAUAGUGGGUACUCCCAUUUUGGAGACUCCAAGUCUGACAGCAGAGCUUCUAAAAUGUCUGAGAGUCCCACACCCGAUCUGGUCCAGUAUGGGCAGACCGGAGAAUCCCAGGAUAGCCCACCGUCUUUUAUAGACAUGGGGAAAACAUUUGAGCAGAGCAAGAUGUCCGCUGACUCACUCAUGCACUCAAUGAAUCAGUUCUCAACCGGCUAUAAAGAAGAGGAAGUGGAAGAGGAGGAUAUUGCUCUCCCACCAUCACUUCCAGACAUCCUGAAGUCUUCCCCGCUCAACCCUGAAAAAAUGGACUCUGGCUCCUCAGAGGGAACCCCGGAGGAGCAGAGUCCCAUCUUAGAAAGAAGAAUGAUGGAGUCACCCAACCCGCCUAUCAAUCUGUCGGCAAACAAUCCAUUUGCCUUUGAUGCUAAGGUGUCCCUUCUAAAGGAGAUGACUGAGGAGAUGGAGGGAAAAGUUGGAGACAAAGGGGAUGAAGACCCAAGCUUUGACGCCUUUGAUCUUGUCAAAGAGGCAGAGGAAACCACACCAGUUCAGGUCAAAGAAGAGAAACCUGUCAAGAUCGAACAGAAGGAUUGGUUCUCAAGCCACGAUUCUCCCAAAAUGACCGAUAUGUUUGAGCCACUUGACUUCCAGAGUAAAAAGACCACUGAUGAGGAUUCAGAUUCAGAGUCACCAACAGCCGACUCUCUGUCCCCAGUCCUGGAAGCCAUGGCAAAAAACCCUGCGAGCUUCCAGGUGGAAACAAAGGUGGAGGACCUGAAGAUGGACGUGGAGGAGGCCGAGGUGGCUGAGGAGGUCUCUGAGCAUGAAGUAUCCUCUGAGGAGUUUGAAUUUAUUGAGCGACCACCGAGGGGCGUUAUCGAUGAGUUUCUCGAGGCUCUUGAUACUUCCAAGUUUGCAUCCUCCAAGCCCCCAGAAAUCCCCAUGGAUGAUGAUCUGAGCUUUGGCGAUGUGGCUCGAGUCUUUGCACCACCUUCAAAAGUAGCCCCAGCCCCAGAGGUUGAAGAAGAGGCUCCAAGUCAGAGCUCCUACUGCCUCCUUACUCAGGCAUCCCACCAGAAGAGCAAGGCCGAGCUAGAAAAGCUGGACAUCCAGCAACCCCCAUCUUCAGCUCCACUUACCCAUUCACCCGUCCACAAACCAGAGGAGCAGGUUGCCAAGAAGAGCAUGCUGGGCGGGAAACUGUUUAAGAUGCCAAACCUGAACAUAAGCACAGUGGUGGAUCUCCUCUACUGGCGCGAUGUGAAGAGCACGGGCGUGGUGUUCGGCGCCGCCCUGCUCCUGCUCCUCUCCCUGACGCUGUGCAGCAUCGUGAGCGUCUGCUCCUACAUCGGCCUGGCUCUGCUCUCAGUCACCAUCUGCUUCAGAAUAUACAAAGGCAUCCUGCAGGCCAUCCAGAAGUCCGAUGAGGGACACCCGUUCAAGGUGUACCUGGACCGUGAUGUGGCGCUGCCUGAGGAUAUUGUCCACAAGUACAGCGACGUGGCUCUGGCCAGAAUGAACAAGACCAUCUGUGAACUGAGGCGCCUGUUCCUGGUCGAGGACCUGGUCGACUCCAUCAAGUUUGCUGUGUUGAUGUGGAUCCUGACCUACGUCGGGGGCCUGUUCAACGGGCUCACUCUCAUUAUCCUCGGUCUGAUUUCCGUGUUCAGCUGCCCGAUCAUCUAUGAGAAACACCAGGUUCAGGUCGAUCACUACGUGGCCCUGGUCAACGACCAGUUUCAAAGCAUCGUUGGAAAAAUCCAGGCGAAGGUGCCCGGGUUGAAGCGCAAGGCGGAGUGAAGUAACGACAAGUCGCAGAUGGAAUGAGGAAGUUCUGAGAGGAAGAUGUG